CCUUGCUUUGACUUUACCGAUUGUGGGUAACACCCCGGCCAUGCCGUAUCGACUGCCUAAAUAAGAAACAGUUGCACUUGAACCAAACGUCCAUUGACUAACACGCUCUUUACUAGCCCGCCGCUCAUUUUCUCUCUCCAGGCAGUUAUGACUGCCCUUGUAAUGCCCAAUGUUUUUGUUAUACCACCGGAAGAAGACAAUGAUCCCCCGUUCUGCUGCUUUGACGCUACAUAUCCGCGAGAGCGCUAUAUUCCUACCGAAGAAGACCUUGAGGCCACAGGAUCAGCUCUAGAAAUCAUAUCACGACAGCUUUCCAAUAAAUCACCUAUAUUUCAUCGUGGUGGUCACACCAAUGGCGUUGUCAUGCCUCGGAGGAGCGACGGUCGGUCGAUAGAGGAAGUACGAGGUGAACAGGAUUAUCAGGACCCGGAUAUCACUAUUCGAGAUGGAAACUCUCCAGGAAACGACUCGGAAAUUAUUGAAGUCAUUAAAGUCAGACGACAUACCCAGGAUGAACGCGAGAAUCAGUUACCUUCCGUUUCUGAAACCGCCGCUAAAUCUUCCAAGUCCCUCAAGUCUCGGGCGUCUAGAGCAUUCAACUCUCUUAAAAAUGUCGGUCGCUCUGUAUCCCGCAGUAGAAUAAUUCCAGAAGUUGUCACUUCCGAUGCAGAAACUUCACGAGCGCCUAGUCCUACUCCGUCCCGACGAGGUUCCAUGAUUUUCUCAUUAUUUAGUCAUUCGCCUUCCCUCGAAUCCCGCUCUUCCUUCGACUCAUUCAAUGAGAGUCCCCCAUCAUCGGUUACUGAGGCUUCAACUCCGGAAGCCUUUGACGUCGAGCUGCAUUCACCGUCUUCAGCUGAAAUGCAGGGCUUUGUCCCAUAUCCAGACACAGACGACGAUGGUGAGGGAGAGGAUGACAUGGAGACCACUCCGCGCGCGCCUCGUCGUCAUUGUCCUUCUCCUGCCCUCCACCCGUCUGUCGUCCCCUCAUCUGUUCCCAGACUUAACCGCCGCCGUUUCUCUGUACUUAGUCUAUUUACCGCUUCGAAGGACUCGGAGCGCUCUGAUGCAGGUUCAUCCACUCCCACCUCUCCUUCUAUUCCAACCCUUGAUAGCUUGUCUCGGGAUUCACUUGGUCCUUCUCGAACGGACUCCACCGAAUCUUCCUCUUCAUCAGGUCCCACGACUCCUGUUGAUGAAGCUUUCCCUGACCCUCUUCCAAAUCGCCCGUCUAUCUCCAUGCUGAAGAGACUGCCGUCUUUCAGUAGAAGUCCUAGAAAGAAGGAGACAACCCCACUUGUGAUUGAGCCUAUCGCCCCAAAUUCACCGGUAGCCUUAGGUGAAAUUGGAGAACCAGACCUAAGUUUCGGCGAGAUACGCUUGGAUUCCCUACAUUUUGAUGAAUUAUCUUUUGAUGCCGGUCGAUUCUAGUCUCUUCUUUUUUCCCCUAAUUUCUGAUGUUUUAUGACCCUUUUCUACACCCUUUCAACUUUCAUCAUGUCCUACAAUUGCCCUACGUAUACACCCAUAUUCACACCUUGGCCGCAUCAAGUACCACUUUACGGGAUUUGCAUUGAAGUUCAGGAUUUAGCAUAUAACUGCUGCACAUCAUCUCCAUACAUUUCCGAAGUACAUACCCUCCGUGCAUUUGAAAAGAAUCAAGGCAUCGAGUCUGCAAGGUAUUCACACACAUAAAUUACUACAAAAUAUGAAGUGAUAUCUUGUCUUCAUGUCAGUACUUUUCAGUGAGAACUAUAAGUG
This is a messenger RNA of Lentinula edodes (shiitake mushroom), 1761 nucleotides long. RefSeq lists its product as uncharacterized. The coding region runs from base 148 to 1431 and encodes 427 amino acids. The transcript has a single exon. NCBI's taxonomy places the organism in Eukaryota, Fungi, Basidiomycota, Agaricomycetes, Agaricales, Omphalotaceae. The record is from RefSeq and is a predicted model, not a curated record.